Cylas formicarius (sweet potato weevil) is the source of this 2458-nucleotide messenger RNA. Its product is annotated as E3 ubiquitin-protein ligase RNF10. NCBI's taxonomy places the organism in Eukaryota, Metazoa, Arthropoda, Insecta, Coleoptera, Brentidae. The coding region runs from base 307 to 2403 and encodes 698 amino acids. Gene Ontology annotation, molecular function: metal ion binding; transcription cis-regulatory region binding. The record is from RefSeq and is a predicted model, not a curated record. Gene Ontology annotation, biological process: positive regulation of transcription by RNA polymerase II. The transcript is spliced from 9 exons.
GGAAGCAGCUUUUUUUUUAUUUCCGUCGCCAUUACCGCGGCGUUUCGUGCUAGUGUUUUCCGGCAAUUUAUCGUCGGUUUCGACGACCGGGGAGUUUCCUGCUCCCGAAAAUUUCUGUAGAUCUUCACAGCAUCUUUUUUGCUCUCAUUUUAAAUCGACAAUUGACCGCAGAUUUGUUUUUUUAUAUUAGGAAUUUGUAAACAUGGCUUUUUAAAAUGUCUGUUCUGAAAUCUUACAUUGAUACUCCCUUUGGAGGAGCGUCAAACUCCCAAAAUAUCUUAGUUGUUAAGGCUGGAGGAAGGAGAGAUGGAGAAGAAAGGGAAUCGCAAUUUUUCAAAUUCUUCGAGGGGGUCAGCAACUGACUUGAGGAAAAUCCAAGAUGUUACCAGUAGCAAACAAUGGCCAAGGGGUACUAGACGUCGUGAACCAAAUGGCCCAGGAUUUUCAGCAAAAAAUGAACCUUCCCGCAAACCUCAACCGCAACGCGUCAAAACCAUUGACAAGCGUCCGAAACCUCGAGGUUUCUAUUACGCAAAUUCGACACCUCGAGAUGAGACGACCAGGCUAGAUGAAAUAGAACCAGAAUUGGGCUCAGUUUUUGUACCGGGCAGCAAAAAGCAAAGUCUCAAUCACUUAUUGAAUUUUUCUUAUGCGCCUCGGGACAGUUACCAUGGUUAUAAAGGUUUUGGCAAGUCAGGAAGUUUGCUUGUGACUCGGAAACAUAAAUACAACAAGGAACACUUUUUGCAAGCAAAUUGCCAGUUUAUUGUAAAUGAACUGGGUGAUUAUAAGAAGUACAUGAGUAAUCCAGAUUCAUUGGUCAGUUGGGAUUUGGUUGAGCAAGUGAAUUUGCAAGUGUCUGAAAAUCCAUCAUGCCCCAUAUGUUUGUAUCCACCUGUUGCUGCAAAAAUGACCAAGUGCGGUCAUAUUUAUUGCUGGUCUUGUAUUCUUCAUUAUUUGGCUCUUUCGGAUAAAGAUUGGAGAAAGUGCCCUAUUUGUUUUGACUCUGUUAAAAAAAGUGAUCUUAGAAGUGUAGUUGCGAUUCCUUUUAAAACUUUUAAAGUUAAUGAAACAAUAAAAUUUAAGUUAAUGAAGAGACCUCGUGGAAGCCUCACAGCCUACCCUGCCGAAGUGAACGUACUGUCUGAAGAUGAGCUGUUCAGAAUGUCUGAUGAAAAUAGUCAUAAUUUUUAUUCCAAACUUAUUCUCGCAAGUAAAGCAAAUAUCCUUUCCAUAAUUGAUCGCGAAUCUAUUGAACUAGAAGUUCAAAUGGCAGAGGACGAGAACUGCCCUGAAAAGUGUUUCAUUGAACAAGCUGUGACUUUACUAAAAUUGAGACGUGAUAACAUUGUUCAACAAACUUGCGACAACUCAGUGCAGAAUUUGGUUGAUUUAACUCUUCAGGGUGAUCAAGGAAGUCUCGAAGAUGAAGCUGUCAAUGCUGAAUCUGGUGCAGAGUCUGGGGAAGAUAGCACAUCUGCCCAAAAAUUCCAUUAUUUUUAUCAAGCAUCUGAUGGCCAACACAUAUAUCUUCAUGCCAUAAAUGCUAAAAUGAUUGAACAUACUUAUGGCUCUUUAGAAUAUGGACCUACAAUGUUAUCUGGGAGGAUCCUAGAGAAGGAAGGAGGAUCAAUGACUGAAGAACUUAGGAAGAAGCUGAGAUAUCUGCAACAUUUGCCAGUGACAUGUCAAUUUGAAAUUGCUGAAAUUCAGUUAACUGAAACAAUUGUUACAGAGGACACUCUUAAAUAUUUUUCCGAACAACUUGAGAAUAGAAGGAGAAGGCGACAGCGCAGGGUGAAAGAAGAAAAGCGGCGGGAGAAGAGAAUAGAGGCAGAAGAGAAUCGCAAAAUUGGAAAGUUCACUGCUCCGAAUUUACACCUAGAAUCCCACGAUCAGUUCCCUGGCGUAAGUGAAGUCCAUGUUCAAUUUCCAGAAGUCGGUUCAGAACACAGGACAAGAUCUCAAUCCGAGACUAUUAGCGACAGAAGUUCGUCGCCAGAUUUUUCAUCUCCUUCAGGUUUUUCACUGGACAGUUGUACUGCAGGCCCGUCAUUUGCAACUAUGCUUGCAUCUGAUAAAAAAAAGGAGUUGCCUGUCUGGCAUACUUCAAAACUACCGCUCCUUCAAGCUCCACCCUUAAAACUUAUACCUGUGACGGGUUUGAAAAUGACCAUCCCAACAAAAACACAUGCCAGACCAGAUAGCGAUCCCGAGCCAGAUGAUUAUGAGCCGGUUCCUAGCUACCAUAGUAGUUUUGGUGAUGCUCUAGCUCAAGCACUAGCGAAGAAUGAAACAAACAAUGUCGAAGUUGGAACUCUGGUGGAAGCAGGAAAGAAAAAAAAGAAGAAAACAAAACAGAAGGUAUUGUUUGCGACUAAUAUGGCUUGCAAGGGAAACUAAUUUUAUUUAUUAAUCACUGGUUUGUUCAUUGUCAAUUUUAUGUUUAGGUCCAGGA